Messenger RNA from Penicillium expansum, 309 nucleotides. RefSeq names its product short chain dehydrogenase/reductase family protein. NCBI's taxonomy places the organism in Eukaryota, Fungi, Ascomycota, Eurotiomycetes, Eurotiales, Aspergillaceae. The transcript has a single exon. The coding region runs from base 1 to 309 and encodes 102 amino acids. The record is from RefSeq and is a predicted model, not a curated record.
AUGUACGCCGUCACGCCUAAUAUGGUCGAUUACUCGGCGUCCAAGACUGCGGCCAUUGCGUUCCAUGAGGAACUUGCUGUUGAGCUGGUUAUGUCAUAUCAUGUGCCUAAGCUUUGCACUGUGCUUGUCACCCAUGGCUUUACUAGGACCAGUCUUAUUGAUGAUGUGACUCUCGAGGAUACUUGGUUUGAUCCACUGCUACACACUGGGACGGCUGCUGAUGAGCUUGUUAACCGACUGCUUAAGGCUAAGAAUGAAUUCUGCUGGGUGGAUUGCAGGGAAUUUGGGGUUUUGUCUGGGGGGUUAUAG